Rhinolophus ferrumequinum (greater horseshoe bat) is the source of this 2085-nucleotide messenger RNA. RefSeq names its product UDP-glucuronate decarboxylase 1 (gene UXS1). The record is from RefSeq and is a predicted model, not a curated record. NCBI's taxonomy places the organism in Eukaryota, Metazoa, Chordata, Mammalia, Chiroptera, Rhinolophidae. Gene Ontology annotation, biological process: D-xylose metabolic process. The transcript has 15 exons. Gene Ontology annotation, cellular component: cytoplasm. The coding region runs from base 103 to 1380 and encodes 425 amino acids. Gene Ontology annotation, molecular function: UDP-glucuronate decarboxylase activity; NAD+ binding.
CUGCCGCCGUCGCCGCCGCCGCCGCCGCCGCCGCUGCCGCCGCGCAUUGUGCAGCAGGCGGGCCCCGGAGCGGCAGGGCCCUGGACCGCCGCGCUCCCGGGGAUGGUGAGCAAGGCGCUGCUGCGCCUCGUGUCUGCCGUCAACCGCAAGAGGAUGAAGCUGCUGCUGGGCAUCGCGCUGCUCGCCUACGUCGCCUCUGUUUGGGGCAACUUCGUUAAUAUGAGCUUUCUCCUCAACAGGUCUAUCCAGGAAAAUGGUGAACUAAAAAUCGAAAGGAAGAUUGAAGAGAUUGUUGAACCACUAAGAGAGAAAAUAAGAGACUUGGAAAAAAGCUUCACCCAGAAAUACCCGCCAGUAAAAUUUUUAUCAGAAAAGGAUCGUAAACGAAUUUUGAUAACGGGAGGAGCAGGAUUCGUGGGUUCCCAUCUCACUGACAAACUCAUGAUGGAUGGCCACGAGGUGACCGUGGUGGACAACUUCUUCACGGGCAGGAAGAGAAACGUGGAGCACUGGAUAGGCCACGAGAACUUUGAGCUGAUUAACCACGAUGUGGUAGAGCCCCUCUACAUUGAAGUUGACCAGAUAUACCAUCUGGCCUCUCCAGCCUCCCCUCCCAACUACAUGUAUAACCCCAUCAAGACACUAAAGACGAAUACGAUCGGGACGUUAAACAUGCUGGGGCUGGCAAAGCGAGUUGGCGCCCGGCUGCUCCUGGCCUCCACCUCAGAGGUGUACGGAGAUCCUGAAGUCCACCCUCAAAGUGAGGAUUACUGGGGCCACGUGAACCCAAUAGGCCCCCGAGCCUGUUAUGAUGAAGGGAAGCGUGUUGCGGAGACCAUGUGCUAUGCCUACAUGAAGCAGGAAGGCGUAGAAGUGCGAGUGGCGAGAAUCUUCAACACGUUUGGGCCGCGCAUGCACAUGAACGACGGCCGGGUGGUCAGCAACUUCAUCCUGCAGGCGCUCCAGGGCGAGCCGCUCACGGUGUACGGAUCCGGGUCGCAGACCAGGGCCUUCCAGUACGUCAGUGACCUGGUGAAUGGCCUGGUGGCUCUCAUGAACAGCAACGUCAGCAGCCCGGUCAACCUGGGGAACCCAGAAGAACACACAAUCCUAGAAUUUGCUCAGUUAAUUAAAAAUCUUGUUGGUAGUGGAAGUGAAAUUCAGUUUCUCUCUGAAGCCCAGGAUGACCCACAGAAAAGAAAACCAGACAUCAAAAAAGCAAAGUUGAUGCUGGGGUGGGAGCCUGUGGUCCCGCUGGAAGAAGGUUUAAACAAAGCAAUUCACUACUUUCGGAAAGAACUUGAGUACCAGGCAAAUAAUCAGUACAUCCCCAAACCAAAGCCUGCAAGAAUAAAAAAAGGACGGACGCGCCAUAACUGAAAGCCUCAUUCGUGGGACAAAGACUCCCUGUUUCACACUGAUAGGAUGUAUUUUUCUUUCCUUUUCAUUUUUUCUUAAAGAGAGACUUAAACAGGUGUCAUGAAGAACAAACUGGAAUUUUAUUCUGAAGCUUGCUUUAAGGAAGUGGAUGUGCCUACAAACUCCCCUCAAAAACCUGCAAAUUUUGCCUUGCACUUUUUAAAUCUGACUUUUUAUGAAAAAUAGCAUAGAUGCAUCUCUGCAUAUUUUCAAGUUUUUUAUCUUGCUGUGAGAGCAUAUGUUGUGACUGUCAUUGACAGUUUUAUUUACUGGUUUCUUUGUGAAGCUGAAAAGGAACAUUAAAUGGGGUGAAAAUGCCGAUUUUAUUUAUAAAAGUGGGUACCUAUAAAUGAGACGUUAUACUAUGCAUAAAGAAAAAAUAACAUAACCUAGCAGUAUUGUCAGGUGGGUGGCGCACAAGCAUCUAUUCUUCGUGUGGAUAAAAGAAUUCUGUUUGAGAGCUUUAUGUUUCUUUUUAAUUCAGAAUUUUUGCAAGGUCUAGUUUUUAGUUACAAACUUGACUUUGAAACAUUUCUGUUGGUGAUCGUGAUCAAGGACAGUUGACGUCACUACUGCGUUGUGCUGCGUGUUCGAGGAGGGGGACAGUUAAUGUAAUAUUGGUUAACAGUGGUUAAAUAUGCUAUUUUAAUAAAAUACUGAAACUCA